CAUUAGUAUCGUAUCAUUUUUCCAUGAUGGCCGUCUGAUCCGCGUGGCUCCGAUUCUCGUGAAAACUUCUUCUUUUCAAGGCUUUAAACGUCUAGAAUUCAUCGCCAUCCCAACAGUAUGAGGACYUAAAACCAAGACAAUUUACCAACCACCAUCGAGGCCCAAAGAGCCCAAUUCAAAAUGCCCACAAAGGUUCCCAAUAGAAAGAAAAAGCCCGGUCUUCUCGGGACGACGACGAAUGGAGGUGCUGGCAGUUUCAACGAUUCCGCUAUGGACGAAUUUCUGGCCAAAAGAGGACUUUACCGUAAGCCUAUCGCCAAGGACGGCUCUUGCCUUUUUAGAGCAGUGUCUGAGCAGGUUCACAAUUGUCAAGCUAGGCAUCUAGAUGUCAGGAAUCAAUGUAUUGCCUUCAUGCGCCAAAACAGAGGCCUGUUUGAAGAGUUUGUUGAAGGACCAUUUGAUCACCAUCUUUUCAAGUUGCAAAAUCCAAAGGAAUGGGCAGGCCAAGUAGAAAUCACUGCACUCUCCCAGAUGUACAGGAAAGACUUUGUGGUAUAUCAAGACAUUAACUCGUUACCAACUAAAGUCACAGACCAUGGUUAUAAAGACAAGAUCCUUCUGUGUUACUCCAAUGGAAACCAUUACGAUAUUAUUUAUCCAAACAAGUUCCAAGAACAUGCUGCCAUGUGUCAAUCUCUUUUGUAUGAGAUGGUAUACAAUAAAGUAUUUAUUGAGCUUGACAAGAAAGAAAAGAAAGGCAAGCAGAAAGGAACAAGCACUGUCACAGAAAAUAGCCGUAAUGAUCAGAAGAGCAUAAUGGAAUUGGUGAAUGGAUGUAUGACAGAUGGGACAGAUGCCGUAGAAAAUAGUGGUGAUGAUGAUGGUUGGACUGAAGUGAAGAGUAAAGCACGAGCCAAGCAUGAAAGAUUAUCAAAGCCAGUAGAAGUUGAGGAAACCAAGGAGGCAGAGGAAACCAAAAGCAAGCCAAGUGAUGAUCAAAAGAACCUCUGGGAGCUACGCCGUUCUGUAGAUCCACAUCUUUAUAGGAACAUAUCCCUCGAGGUGUGGGAAGAGGAAAAGAAUGUGCGCCAACAGCAAGACUUGGUUGUUGCUGCCACAUUGCAGUACAAGAUCAAUGACAGAUGCAUGGUUAAGCUAGGCCCACCUAAUGCUCCAGUAGAGAAGAACUACUCUGCGAUCAUCAAGGAAGAUUAUACUGGCUUGGAAACUGUUUUGGCCAUAACUACAAGGAUCUCAGUGGAUAUUACAAAAAGGAGGAAGCAGCUAAUGGACCAGCACCUGAAGAUGGUUCAAAGGAUGAUAACAAAAACAAGAAGAAACGCCCACCAAGAGGCCGCAGAGGUCCAGGAAAAGGUGGUGAUGAUACUGGCAAUGUUUCUGAAGAUGCACCUCGUGGCAGAGGAAGACAGAGAGACAGAUACAGUAAUAGACGACGCUUCCCAAAUUCCAAAGAUGACAAGUACGUAAAAGAUGAAGAAGAGGCAAGAUUCAUGGCUGAGCAACUAAAACUUGUUGAGCUACAAGAAAAAGAUGCUAAGGCCUUCCCUGCACUUCCUGUCAGAGGUACUGCUCAAGUCUCUCCCACAUCUGCUUCUGCUGCUGUCGAUGUCACCCAGCCUCCUGAUGUGGAAAUAAAGGUUUCACAGCCAACACAACAAGUAGAGGAAAAGUCUCAAGAAAAUGACAAAGGCUCUGCAAGUAUCGAAAGCAGCCCUGCCGUAUUCUGGAGCCGACUAAAGACCAAGCCAGCAAAUGAAACAGCUAACCAAUCCAUCUCACCCGCGACUUCCCCUACCACCAGAAAACCAGAAAACCACCAACAACAAACACUUGAAGAAAGAACAAAGGAAGUUAUUUCUAACAAGGAUGAAAAUGCUUUUGACAAGAAAGAACCACAAGAGUCUACUGUGACUGAAGAUGUGGAAGCAGAGCCAGUCCAGGAAAAAGAGGUUGUAAUUGAAGAGGUCAAGCCUGCUAGUUCUAAUGUGAAGCAAGCAAAUGCUCUGGAGAUGGAGAACAAACAGUUCCAACCUGCACAACUGAAGCCAUUGCCGAUUGAUGUAAAACACAGCAAAGCUAGUGGCCAGGUCUUUGAAGUCAAGAUUCCACAACCUGCUAAGCUUAUGCAACAGUCCAAGACCUCCCCUCCUAGCAAGCUCACACAACAGCUGAAAUCUCCUCCGAGGUCUUCUGAAACAAGUGUAACAGACAAGAAUAUUGUGCCAUCUUUAGUUGAAUUACAUGACAAGAUAACAGAACCAGUAAUUAAAAAUGAGAUGAAUGAAGACAAGAAAGAAAUUAUUGUGCCUAAUGUUAAUGAAAACCUUGAAAGUACCCCUGAUCUCCGCCAUAAAGAACCACCUCUAGAGCCUCUGUCUUCCACUGUAAAACAAACCAGUGAUGUUGCUGUGGAGGAAAACAGCGUGAAGGAAGAAGAACCUGUAAAGGACUACAAAACAAAGGUAGUUGAUGCUAUUAGUACUGGUGCUACUCCUGAAAGAAAGACUGUCACAUUUGCAGAAAAGCACAAAGAAAUCCCAGCAGUUCCCUACGGCCAGUCACAGAAGGGUAUCUUGAUAGUGAAUGGAACAAAUAGGCCUAAUCAGACAGGUGAACAAGGUUAUAGAUCACCAAGUACAGAGGACUACACUGCUGUUUCUAAGGACUCAAAGCUUCCUCAAGAAGUCAUUGAAAAAGACAUCCAAACCUUCCAAUCAGCCAUUGCAAAUGAGGGUCUCCAGUCAUCUGUAUCUACUGUCCAACAGCAAAACCAGGCUCCAUUGCAGUAUAUAAUGCCAUAUGCGUUCCCACCACCACCCCAUGGGCUGCAACCUAGCGUACUUUCAGUAGAUGAAAAUGGAAAUGACUUGCCAGAAGAUAUACCUACAUUAAGAUACUUCUACAAUCUAGGUUACCGUUACCACCAGUUCCUGAUUAAUAUGACAAAUCAGAUGAAUAACCAACAGAUGUUAUACAUGUACCAAGGAACAACUAUGCAAGACCAGAUGAUGCAACCCAAUCCCCAACCAGGGGUAUCCAUGCCGCAGCAACAGAUGUAUGCAAAUAUGCAUCACCAGCAACUUGCUUAUCAAGGAAUCCAGAAUUACCAGCAAGCAUCAUUCCAAAUGCAUUCCACUAUGCCACAAACAAGUCAAGAUUCAACCCCUCAACAUGACAGAACAUCUGAACGCACUGCCCACACUAGCCACACAACACACCAGCAGCAAGCACAACAAAUGCCACAUCAACAACAGUCUGGACACUUCCAGCAACAGCCCCAACAACAGCAAUAUUUUAAUCAGUCCUGGCGCCCAAGACCACAUUUCAACAACAAGUCUCACGCAAGUCACCAUGGAAACGUUUCCCAAGCCCAAAGGUAUACAUAUCCGAAUGCUGUUGGAACGGCAAGGCAGCCCCAAUAUAAGGAUAGUAACAAGCAGAAUCGAAAGCAUGGGAUGAAAAACCGAAAUGAUUUUCUUGGAAACAUGCCUCAUGUCCAAAAUCAAAGUAUGUCACAUAACCAAGCCACGCCCAGCCAACCUACCUCUUAUUACAUUGGCGCUGACCAGAACAAGGGAGCUGGCAAUGAGUAUUAUCCAGGCAAUUUAACGUAUAAUUAUCAUCCUCAUAUGCCAUCAGGAAUGCCUCCACACUCUACUAUCUCCACUAGAGGAAACUACAAUUGACUGCACUUCUAAGUUGAAGUACUGCAAGUUCCAACUUUAAGGUCCCUUAUUUAGACCCUUAAGGACCCUUUUUGGGACAUUAAGGUGCCUUAUAGUUGAAGUACUUCAAGUUCCAACUUGUCUAUCCAUAUCAUGACCAUAUUUUUAUUUUCUUUCUUUUUUUUUUCACUACAAGAAAAACGACCCAAAGCUUAGCCUAAACACAUUCCUGUACAUUUUCCCUGAAUUUGAACUAGAUUAGUACUAAACAUUUUGUUGUCCUGACCAAAAAAAGAUUAAUUUUAUGUUUGCAUUUAAAAAAAUAUCAUUUCGACUCAUAGAAACGUUAGAAAACUAGAUGUAUAGUGACAAAUCUUAGCUUAGAAUUCCUCCUAGAUGUUAUGUUUACUGUCUACAAAAUAUAGAAUAGAAAAUCAAUGUUAUAAUCAAAACAUUUYCCCCCUCCCCCUCCCACUAAGGGUGCAUUUGUUUGAUUAUUCAAUCUUGUACCCAGAGUCAACUCAAGAAAUUUCAAAAAAAUAAUUAUUUAAAAAUUAUCAAACAAAUGUAUCCUUAGUACUUGAAUAUAUUAAUUGAAAUAUUAGAAAAUGUCUGUAGGGGAAAAGGUGUUUAAAAAAAUUACAACCGUAACUUGAACCUUCUUCAUGAAAACGUGAAUGUAAUUAAGUGUAUUGUAACCUUAAAGAUAUUUUCGUGUUCGUAUUUGUGUCAUUUAUUUCCUCCACUACACCGUUAGAAGAGUCGCGCCUUGGCUGAAAUCAAGGAAGCCAUAAUUUAGAUGUUGCUAUGAACUUCCUUAGCAACAUAUCCUGUUGCUAGGGUCUACAAGAGAUCCCUUGACAUCAAUAUUUUGUUAUCAAGGUUACCUAGCAACGCAGAAUGUUUAGAAGUUAGCCUUACAUCUAGACAUCGUUGUCAAGGUUUAUCGCAGUAAGACGUAAUGUAAUCUUAAAUACGAUUCUAUUUUCA
This is a messenger RNA of Actinia tenebrosa (Australian red waratah sea anemone), 4676 nucleotides long. RefSeq lists its product as uncharacterized. The record is from RefSeq and is a predicted model, not a curated record. Gene Ontology annotation, biological process: protein deubiquitination. Gene Ontology annotation, molecular function: cysteine-type deubiquitinase activity; K63-linked deubiquitinase activity. NCBI's taxonomy places the organism in Eukaryota, Metazoa, Cnidaria, Anthozoa, Actiniaria, Actiniidae.